AUGUCUUCUUCAUUCGCCCGAAUUCAUAAGCGCCAUGCCUACGGCAAGGAUGCCCAGACUUAUUACCCGGUCCUGAUAGUAGGUGCCGGAGAGUCGGGGAUUGCCAUGGGCUGCCGUCUCAAAGAGGUCCUGGGAACAGACCAAUUCCGAAUAUUCGACCGCCAGUCCGGUAUUGGGGGUACCUGGUGGAUUAACAGGUAUCCGGGAGCUGCCUGCGACAUACCAGCGGUAUUCUACUCCUUCUCCUUUGCUCUGAAAAAGGACUGGUCUACAAUGCAUCCAUCUGGUCCAGAAUUGGCACAGUAUAUGGCAGAUGUCUGCGAGAGAUAUCAAAUUGUGGACAAGAUCCAGUUGAAUACCGAUGUUAAGGAACUUCGAUGGGUCGAGGAUGACGAGGAAUGGGAGGUUACGCUCUCGCACCUUGUUCCUGGAACCGGCGAUUUAGCUCAGCACGAGCGAGAUCAAAUCUCAGCCCAGGACGGCCAUCACAAGGUCUAUGUCAAGACAGAAAUUGUGCGAGCCAAGGUGGUCGUCAGUGGUGUUGGCGGGCUGGUAGAACCUAAGCCAUGGCCGAAGGACAUCCCAGGUAUUGAGGACUUCGAAGGUGAGAUCAUGCAUACGGCUCGCUGGAAUGACCAGAUUGAUUUGGAGGACAAGAAUGUCAUCAUGGUUGGUUCCGGCUGCAGUGCCGCACAGGUUGUGCCCGAGUUGGCCAAGCCAGAGGCCAACGUUCGAUCCAUUACCCAACUCAUGCGAACUCCUCCAUGGGUCCAGCCUGAUACAAUCUCUCCUGAAUAUCUCCCCUUGUACGACAAAUGGGCUCCUGGACUGAUGACUCACGUGCCUGGACUGGCGUCGUUCAUACGUAGGGUUACUUUCUUCAUGCUGGAGAAAAGCUUCUACGAUAUGUUCACGGACACUGCAUGGGGCCGAAGAGCGCGGCCGCGGCUAGAGAAGAAGUUUUUAGACCACAUGCGUCAACUCGCGCCGAAGGAAUACCAUGAGAUCUUGACACCAAACUACAGCCUCGGCUGUAAAAGGCGGAUCAUCGACGGUACUUGGUAUCGCAGUCUCAAUGCUCCAAAUGUGGAAUUGACUACUCAGCCUCUGAGAAGGGUCCAUGCGAAGAGUGUGACUCUUGGUCCGGGCCGCCACUAUCCACCCCACAAGUCUGAAGACGCAGUUGAGGUUAGGGAGAUUCCCGCCGAUGUGAUCAUCAUGGCAAACGGGUUUGAAACCAACCAAUGGCUGCACCCACUGAAGGUGAUUGGGAGGGAGGGUAAGGAUCUUGAAGAGGUCUGGGCAGAACGUGGAGGUGCCCAGGCAUACCAGGGCAUCGCAAUGGAUUCCUUCCCGAACUUCUUUAUUCUUUUCGGCCCGAAUACGGCAACAGGGCAUACCAGUGUUAUUUUCGCAACGGAGAAUGCGGUAGACUACUCUUUAAAAUUCAUCAAGCCGAUCUUGAAUGGCCAAGUCAGCUCGUAUGAAGUCAAGGAGGAUGCUGAGCGUGAAUGGACUCGGCAGGUGCAGGAUGCGCUUCAGAAGAGUGUGUUCCGUCGUGGGGCUUGCUCUAGCUGGUACAGCACAGCUGAUGGUUGGAAUUCUACAACAUAUCCAUUCACUCAAGUUCACUACUGGCUGCGUUGCAAGUUCCCCGUGUGGCGGCAUUGGACUGCGAAACUCACGAGAAAGGGACGGAUUGUGCGUGGUCUCCGGAAAGCUCUACAGGGUUCUCUUAUUCUUGGGCUCAUUACAGGCUUUGGCUUCCUGCGCCAAAACCCUCAGCACAAGGCUCAGUUGGUGCAGUCAUUGCUGGCUGGGAAAGAGUGGCUGGUCUCAGCGGCCAUGGCUUCAGAGUCACCUCAGCUUGAAAUGUCACCACCGCAGACGGAACCCCGUGAUCAGUCCAUCGGUGCGUCCGAUUCCAACAAGAGAAAGGCGGAACCAGGCAACGGAACGCAGGCGCGCACAAAGCGGAAUCGCUACAUCUCCAUUGCAUGUAAUGAAUGCAAGCGGCGCAAGAUCAAGUGCAAUGGCCAGAUGCCUUGUCAACGGUGUGGUCACCUGAAUUUGGAAUACUCGGACGAGUUCCGGUCAAUGACAGAUCAGAUCACUACUUUACAAGACCAGGUCAAUAGCUUAUUCACCAAUCUCAAUGAUCUUCGUGCCCAGAGACCAAACUUUGAUUCACCAGGGUUUGAGCAUCUCUCUCGCGACGGAUCUCAAUCGGUCUACACUCCAAUGCAAGCCGGGGUAGCAAAGCCACGAGCCCGUCACCCACGCUUUCAUGGUCCAACAAGCUCAGCCUUUAACUUUGACGUGGCAAAAUCUAGUUUGCAGAAUAUGGGUAUCACCCCAGCGGAAGACGGAAUCCCAGAUGACUUGAACACUGCACAUGUUUCUCCAGCGGGCUCACCUCCUCCCAAUCUGGGACAGCUUCUUCCAACCACACACCCUACCAAGGAUCCAAUAUGGACGAUCCCGCGUGAAGAGGCAAUGCGUCUCUGUAAGGUUUACGAGGAAGAGAUUGGGAUGAUGUAUCCGCUGGUGGAUAUCGCCAAGGUUACCAGCCAGGCUAAUCUGCUGUACACAUUCAUCGAAGCUGCUACCAGAACAGGCUUUGCACAGCGAGGGUUCCCAGGCUCUGAUGGUCUUCAUGACGAAAGCUCGAUUAUUUUUAAAUUGAUUCUCGCCACCACGCUGGUCGUGGAGGGGGGCGGUCAAAGCGAACUUGGGCAGCGGCUCUACUUGGAUGUUAAGCCAUUUAUAGAAUCAAAGUUGUGGGAGCCUCAUACCAUCAAAACCAUUCAGCUCUUUGCUAUUGUGGCCACAUACCAUUACCAUACAGAUGAUGAUGCGAUGGCUUAUCGGCUUAUUGGACUGGCGGCACGGAUGUGUUUAGAGAUGGGAUUGCAUCGUCGUGACGCUCUGUUGAAGUCAUUCCCAGUUGAGCAGCAGUGGAGCGAUAUCACUCGGCUGUUCUGGACAGUCUACAGCUUGGAUAGACGAUGGAGUUUCGGGACGGGGCUACCUUUCGUGAUUCAGGACGAAGAUAUUGAUCCAAACUUACCAGACCCUGAUGCAUCGCUGCCUUACUUGCGCUGCAUGGUCCUAUACAACCGGAUCAGCUCCAAGGUCUGGUACUCUGGCUUGGGCUCUGAAGGCACCACUGACAUCCGUCGUGAUGGAAUCGGCUAUCUGGAUUACCAAAUUUUACAGUGGUACAAGCAAAUUCCAGACGAGCUUAAGUUCCAUCCUAUCGAGUCACCCAAAAACGGUGGAAACGUCAGCAGAGGCAUGAGGCGACUCAGGGUUGUCUUGUACCUGCGGAUGAACCAACUGCGCAUCCUGAUCUAUCGCCCCGUGCUCCAUUCCCCUGCUAGCAUUGCCGAAGAUCGAGGCCACGCCCAGACUGUUGUGGAAGUAGCCAAAGACUCGAUCCGUGUCCUCACUCGGCUGAACCAGAUGUCCGAUAUCUACCGAUCACAGCAAAUAACGUUCAACUAUUUCCUGGUUGCUGCAUUGGCGGUGCUGUUCCUAGCAGUAUCCCACGCGCCGGUCGACUUCAAUCGACAGGUCCGUGAUGAAUUCUACAUGGCGCUCGACUUAGUCAACGGGUUCAGUACCAAGUCCUACGUCUCCAAGCGGUUAUGGAAGACAAUCAAAGGUCUACGAAAGAUCGGCGAGAAACUUGGCGUUGUCGCCCGUCCUUUUGGACCGGACUCAAGUGAUCCUCAUUCAAGCGCUGCAGUGGCCAUGGCCGGACUCGCGGGACAUCCAAUCCAGGACCUGUCUAUGUACGGGCCCAUGAAUGGUGGGAACGAACUUGGAAAUAGUCCUCUCAAUGGACUUCAAAUGAGUCAAGAAUUGACAAACCUGUUUGAGGCUGUUGGUGCUUUUGGUAAUUUCAUGCCUAACAGUUCAAGUGAUGGUAUUGGUGGCUUCGUUGGGCCGGAUGGGGAGAUUCAGAACACUGGCGAAGGUUUAUCGGGGGUGUUGGGUGAUGAGGGAGAGUUUGCUCGAGUCAUUCGGGACUUGUUUUGA
Messenger RNA from Penicillium expansum, 4044 nucleotides. RefSeq lists its product as uncharacterized. Gene Ontology annotation, biological process: regulation of DNA-templated transcription; DNA-templated transcription. The transcript has 9 exons. The record is from RefSeq and is a predicted model, not a curated record. Lineage: Eukaryota; Fungi; Ascomycota; Eurotiomycetes; Eurotiales; Aspergillaceae. Bases 1 to 4044 code for a protein of 1347 amino acids. Gene Ontology annotation, molecular function: zinc ion binding; NADP binding; flavin adenine dinucleotide binding.